Messenger RNA from Rotaria sordida, 398 nucleotides. The record is from the annotation of a GenBank genome assembly. NCBI's taxonomy places the organism in Eukaryota, Metazoa, Rotifera, Eurotatoria, Philodinida, Philodinidae.
AUCUAUUACCAAAUGUACAAAGUCUUCGAAUAGAUGCAUCCUUAUUUGGUAUUUCAACAGUUUUAACUCGUAUUACAAGUUUAACAAUUGAUUUUAAUUCAAAUGUUAAAUAUAAAUCAACAGAUAUUCUUCGUCAAAUGGGUACUUUUCUACCUAAUAUACGCUAUCUUUAUUUUGAAUUAAAAGAUGCCCAAGACAUCUACAUAUUUCUUAUAUAUUGUCUUCGAAAACUUGAACAUCUAUUAGAUAUUCAUAUGACACUUCACGAAUUAAAUGUGCGUAUUGAUCAACAAGCCUUUAUGUCAUGGUUUAAUGAACAUAAAUUAUUAAAUGGAUUAAACAACAAAGUUCAAGUUGAAUUUGGAGGUGACGAUAACCGUUUACAUAUUUCAUUGUGA